Molecule: messenger RNA, 2105 nt
Organism: Larimichthys crocea (large yellow croaker)
Lineage: Eukaryota; Metazoa; Chordata; Actinopteri; Sciaenidae
Gene: cenatac
Product: centrosomal AT-AC splicing factor
Exons: 11
Coding region: 222-1304 (360 amino acids)
Source: RefSeq, a predicted model, not a curated record
GUGUGUUUCCAUGGUGAUACAUAUCGAGACGGCACUGCUUCCUGUAGCAGCUUUCCCCCCGCUAGCUUGUGUUUGACUUGUCUGUUUACCCUGCGGUUGUAUUUGUAGAUGCAUUAAGAAAAAAAAUGAACCCAACGAGGAUUGAAAUGUUUGUUUUUUAGCGCAAAUCCUGCGUCAACCCAGCUGUAGCACAUGUGUUGGUUGUUAAACACGCUGUCUAAAUGGGUGCGUAUUACUGCGCCAUAUGCAGGCAGACAACAUUCACCGGGAAAGGACACAUCUUCGGGAAAAAUCACCAAAGCAGACUUCGAGUGGCUCUUCUCAAAUUCUUAGAAAAGGUGAAGGAAGCUCGCCGAACACUAAAAAAACCCCAAGUAGAAAAGUAUGAUUGUACUCAGCACAGACAAACGUUCUGGUGCUACUGCUGUGGGCUUGAAGUGGAAAGAAAUGUUACGGACGGCAACAUGACAGUGCUGUACGGAGGCUUAUUAGAACACAUGGCCACCCCAGAACACAGGAAGAAUACUCACAAAUUCUGGUGGGAAAAUAAGGCUGAUCCCAAGUUUAAAGACAAGGUCAUCAUCCCAGAGGAGGAAACUGAAAGGUUCAAAGCUGAGGUGGCAAAAGCGUUGGAGUCAUUUGUGGAGAAGGAGGAUGAAUUCAUAAAAGAGCAAGCUGAUAACAUUCGGGCCCAAGAGAAGAAUCGCCAAGAGGUCCUUCAGUCUCUUUUAGAGCGUGACGCAGAGCUGGAGUUGUUCAAUGGACCCAACGGCACAGACAUGUCUGCAGAGGAUGCUGUCAGCUCUCAAUUUCCACCUCAAGGAUCAGAACAGCUGACGGGGAGCGGCUUUGUCAACUCAAUGGUCAAGGUUCCACGGGCUGCAGCAGGGCAAGGCCUGACUUUCAUAGGUUAUCAGGAUUCCUCAAACAGUGGAAAUGUUCAUACAGGUGCUGUCCCUCCUUGGCUCCAGGACGAUCCUCUGGAGGGGACCUCCGGAGCUGCAGCACAUCCAGAGAUUGGCCCAUCGCUCCAAGACUUCCUCAAACAGAAGGAGCAAGAAAAGCUGAGGAAGCUUCCACCGAACAGAGUGGGGGCCAACUUUGAUCACAGCUCACAUACGGACGCCAACUGGCUUCCUUCAUUUGGCAGAGUGUGGAAUAGUGGCCGACGCUGGCAGUCCAGGCACCAGUUCAGACAAGAGGAAGGGCAGAAGAACAGACAGAAAAGGAAGAAGGAGCACGGAACAGAGGGGUCAAAAAAAGCAAAAAUGACUGAACAGCCGACAAAUUCUGAUGACACUUAAAUGGUGACACUGAGUAUGGUCUGUGAGGAGAUGUAUAUAGUUUGCAUGAUGUAAAUGAGUUUUUAUAGUUUGUUUCUAAGGAGUUAACAUGCACAGGAUGACUAAACACUCUGGUAACACAUCAACUGGUAAAUUGGAACGUUGUUAUAUGUUGACAUGUUAACAUAACUGGGAGUUUACAGUAAAGAUAUUCACUUAGUAUAUUAAGCAGUGCCUAUUGGAUAUAUUUGUGUUAGGAUGUUACCUGGCACUGUUGUAUUAAAAAACUGCAUGAACCAACUUCACAACACCUCAAAAGAAGACCCUGCUGCCAGUCAGAGAUUGACAGCAAAUUGGUGCACUCAACUGGUCACUUUACUUUUACAGCCCACAUUCUUCCAGUAAGUUCAGGAUUCUGAUCAGCAGGUUACUGGUGAGACUGCAGCACUUUGAGAUAUGCAGAGAACAUUCAUUUUCAUAGUGAGUAAACAGCAGGUGGCGCCAGACAUUCAACUAACAAAGGCAUCUAUGGUGUGAUAUGGGCAGUUAGAUACAAUGUGGGAAUAACCUGUACUGUAUUAUCCAUUUCUAAGGAUGUAUGUCCUUAUUUGUCCUUAUGUGUAAAAAAAAUCACUUAAGUGAUGGAGUAAUAUAUAUUUUUUUGUUUUUUUGUGUUUUUUUAAUUCUCAGUUUCUGACCUUUUAAAAUUUUUGUUUGCAACCUCGAACAGUGAUGCACAUAAUAAGUGCAGUUCUCACUGUUUCUAAGACUUGCACCAAUAAACAUGUCUCUCUUUUUUUGCAGUAAACAUAUACACCAAAU